This is a messenger RNA of Paramecium sonneborni, 594 nucleotides long. The record is from the annotation of a GenBank genome assembly. NCBI's taxonomy places the organism in Eukaryota, Ciliophora, Oligohymenophorea, Peniculida, Parameciidae.
AUGAUUACGCAAUUUAAAAAAAUCCUGAAGAUUUUAAGUCGUUGCAAAAUAAAGGUAAAUAUGAAAUAAUAUUAAACUAAAGCAAUUGCAUUAUAAAGCUUAAAUAGAUUUGAAGAAGCAUUAUUAUUUUUUGAUCAGGCAUUUUCAAAAAACCCCGAAGAUUUUAUGGCCUUCUUUAAUAAAGGUAAAUUAGAGUUAAUAUUAAAAUAAAGCAAUUGCAUUAUAAAGCUUAAACCGAUUUGAAGAAGCAUUAUAAUAUUAUGAUUACGCAAUUUAAAAAAAUCCUGAACAAGCUGACAUAUAUAAUAAUAAAGGUAAAAUUAGGUUUGAAUAAAGGAGUUGCAUUAUAAAGCUUAAACAGAUUUGAAGAAGCAUUAGAAUAAUAUGAUUUAGCAAUUUAAAAAAACCCUGAAGAUUGUAAAGCAUUUCAAAAUAAAGGUAAAUUUUAAUUAAUAUUAAAAAAUAAAGCAUAAGCAUUAAAAAGCUUAAAUAGAUUUGAAGAAUCCUAAUAAUAUGUUGAUCUUGCAAAUUACCUCUAUGCCAAACAAACAAGUAAAAUUAACAAUACAUAAAUUACAAUUAUUAACCAUUUGA